AGACGGCGAGGCAGCUUGAACUAGAAACGAUAUUUUCUUCGGCUGCGUGUUUUAUGCACAUUUCGUUAAAGGUUGCACUGUCCAUUAGACUUACAGCAGCAGUAUCAAUAAAGUUUAGUCAGCGGGGAGCGUUAAAAGACGCCUGGUAGUCUGCUGCCGCUACUGCUGUUGGUGCUUGUUGCACUUAGCUUGGCUCACUGAUAGCCGAGGUCAGUUCGGAUUCGCGCUGCAUUGUAGGGUUUUGGGGUAAAUCUUUACUCAUGACUAUGACUGCAGAAGAGCAGAUGAGCGAAGGGCAACACACCAUCCCCAUGGAGGGCGAAGACAUCACACCAAAGAAAGAUGGAGGUGUUUUUAAGCUUAUCAAAAGAGAAGGGACAGGUACAGAGCUCCCUAUGACUGGUGACAAGGUGUUUGUUCAUUAUGUGGGGACACUUCUGGAUGGGACACAUUUUGACUCCAGCAGAGACAGGGGAACCAAGUUUUCCUUUGAACUGGGCAAAGGGCAAGUUAUAAAGGCAUGGGAUAUUGGUGUGGCCACCAUGAAAGUGGGAGAGCUGUGCCAGUUCACCUGUAAGCCAGAGUAUGCAUAUGGAUCUGCAGGCAGCCCACCAAAGAUCCCUCCCAAUGCCACUCUGGUGUUUGAGGUGGAACUGUUUGAAUUCCAAGGGGAGGACAUAACAGAGGAUGAGGAUGGAGGGAUCAUCCGGCGAAUCAUCACUAAGGGGGAGAAUUAUUCUAAGCCUAAUGAAGGAGCUGCUGUUGAAGUUACUUUGGAGGGCACCUGUGAUGGUCGUGUUUUUGAUGAGAGAGAGCUGAAGUUUGAGAUCGGGGAUGGGGAGGCUUUUGGUUUGCCAGCAGGUGUGGAGAAAUCCAUCAUGGCUAUGGAGCAGGGGGAAGAGGCACUCUUCACCAUCAAACCUAAAUAUGGUUUUGGGAAUGCAGGGAAUGAGAAGUACAACAUUCCCGGUGGAGCAACACUGAAAUACAAGAUAAAGCUGACGGCCUUUGAGAAGGCUAAAGAAUCAUGGGAAAUGAACACCAUAGAAAAGCUGGAGCAGAGCAGCAUUGUCAAAGAGAAGGGAACACAGAAUUUUAAGGAGGGAAAAUACAAGAAGGCAUCUGUGCAGUACAAAAAGAUUGUAUCCUGGUUGGAACACGAGUCAAGCCUGUCUGAGGAAGACGAAGCGAAAGCAAAAGCUUUGCGUCUGGCUGCACACUUGAACUUGGCCAUGUGCUACCUUAAACUGCAGGAGUCAAACCAAGCCUUUGAAAACUGCGAAAAGGCACUGGAGUUGGAUUCCUCCAAUGAAAAGGCUUUAUUUCGGAGGGCGGAGGCGCUGUUUUGUAUGAAGGAGUUUGAGAGAGCAAGAGAUGACUUCCAGAGGGUUGUUCAGCUGUAUCCUGCUAACAAGGCCGCAAAGAGUCAGGUGGUUCUAUGUCAGAAACGUAUUAAAGAGCAGCACGAGAAGGACAAGCGCACUUAUGCCAACAUGUUUCAGAAGUUUGCUGAGAGGGAUUCAAAGAAACAAGCAGAGAAAGUGAAAAGCGACAGCAAAGAGAAUGAGGAUGAAGAAAUGGAGGUUGAAAAUGGAGAAAAAGAAGCGAGUGAAGCAAAACCAUAGAUGUCAAAUGGUUCAACUGUACUGAGACUUUUGUAACUGGCCAUUUGUGUUUUAAGAUGCGUGUGUGUGUGUGUGUGUGUGUGUGUGUGUGUGAGAGAGAGAGAGAGAAUCACUGCGAGAGUACUGACCUUGGGCAUGUUUUUGGCCUUUCAUCGGGUUUGAGCUCGUUGGUGUGGCAGCUAGCUGAGUGAGUGGGGCUUCCUCAGCUGAUGGCACUGGGAUAUGGAUUUUCAUAAAUGAACCAUGUACCAUGACCCUGGCUCUGAACCCUUUUAGCCCAUAGCUUUGAACGGUGCAUGUGAUUUCACAGAAAUGAGUAGGAACUAAAGAGCAUCCCAGGUGUUGUGCACAGCAUUUUAAACUCCUCACCCAUAAAGGGCUAGACCAUUUACCUUGUACCGCCUUUUGUCCCAUCAUCCUCCGAUGUUUUAGCGAUCCAUCCAAGCCUCCGCUCAUGGGCCUACUGAUCAAUUUCUGGAGCUGUGAUGGCUGUUUGCAUAGAUCUGAUGUGUUCUGAAUGCUGGUGCCUGUGUUCUAAAGUAUGUACGUAGCAGCUCUGUGGGCUGGCAGAGUAAUAAAGCAAACCUGGAAUAGGUCUGGCGUUGAGCCGCUCUUAGCAUAAAGAUGAAGCUCUCUUUAAACCCCUAGGGUGCAGGACUGUUCACUUAUUCUUUGGAAAUAUUGACUUUGUACCUUUUAUUUUUCUCUUUCUGGUGUUGUACUUGUGAUUUCUGUGUUUUCAAACACAAUUACAAAAUAGAACUGAUUACACAACUCAAAUGUGUGCAUAUGACCUGUUCUUUUUAGUCAGUGGUACCUACAGGGAAAUAUUAAAUUAGAUGUCUAAUUUAAUACAUGCUUUUCUGAGUUUCUUUGCUGGGGAAAGUCACUGCAUGAUGUGUCCUAACAGAAGAAUUUAAUAAACUAAAUAAAACUGG
This is a messenger RNA of Nothobranchius furzeri (turquoise killifish), 2563 nucleotides long. RefSeq names its product FKBP prolyl isomerase 4 (gene fkbp4). NCBI's taxonomy places the organism in Eukaryota, Metazoa, Chordata, Actinopteri, Cyprinodontiformes, Nothobranchiidae. The record is from RefSeq and is a predicted model, not a curated record. Gene Ontology annotation, molecular function: peptidyl-prolyl cis-trans isomerase activity; protein binding.